CAAUGCAACGCUAAGAUGAUAUAAAAAAAAAAAAGAAAAAAAAGAAAAAGAAAAAAAGAAAAAAGUUAUAACUUAUGCGAGAGGAAAUAUCGAUCGCGUGAAUAUCGCGGAUAGCAGCGCGUGCGAGGUGCGCCAGGAGGCGGAGCGGAUAAGGUAUGGUGAGAUACGAAGGUGCAUCGUCGUCCUGUCAUUAGAAGAGAUACGCGAGAUCUCAGUGAAAACAGUGGUGCAGAGAAAAAAAAUAGCCGGGAACGUGGAGCUAGGUAGCUAGCUAGCUCCUGCCGAUGAUCGCGCGUUCGGCUCCUCUCGAACCACGUGUUUCCUCUUACGUUCGCGAACCGACGACGACGACGACGACGACGACGACGUACGCGAGCCGUGCCACGUCCACCAAUUUUUGGAUCACGCGCAACCACCCCCCGACGGAACACCAUCUAAAGGAACACUAUGUUUUAAAACACUGACCACUUGGAUAGAGUUUCACGAGUUGCCGAUGUACCGGUAUCGAUCAAUUGGCCGAUCGUUUUUUCUCUCUAUCCUUCAUACUCGGACAUACCUACUGAUUUUCUCGGCUCAGUGUUGCGGACAGCAAAAUUGAUCAUCGAAGGAGCUUCUCCAACGGAAUACGACGCGAGUCUCGUGAGUUUCGCGAGGAUGAUUCGUGGGUGAAAUAGACAAGAGACGUUGUUGUUUGCCAGUAUGCUGUGGAUAUUGAUUGUGGUGACGUGCUUCGAGGUAUCGACUCUGGCUGAUGCGCAAUCGGAGAGGACAACGUCCUUGGACGAAGAUGCAAACAAUAACGAACCUGACCAUCCGGUACCCAUGGUGUCGAUACAAGGGGUGGCCGGUCAAAGAGCGAUUUUACCUUGUAACACACAACCACGGGAACCGAACGAUGCCGUCACUAUGGUCCUAUGGUUCAGGAAGGAUAACGGCGAUCCUUUAUACAGUUACGAUGCAAGAAUUCGACAAUAUGGAAAAGCAAAGUUUUGGAGCGCAACAAAUGUUUGGGGUCAUCGGGCGACUUUUCGUGCGAGUCCACCACCAGCGCAGCUAACGAUUCAAGAUAUUCGUGAGAGUGACGAGGGUGUAUACAGAUGCAGAGUCGACUUUCGAAACUCUCCUACGAGAAAUUUCAAAGUCAACUUCACCGUUAUUGUACCGCCGUCGAAGCCGAUAAUCUAUGACACGAAGAGACGAGACAUGAGCAAACUUCUCGAAGCCUAUCCUGAAGGAGCCGACCUCAUCCUCAUCUGCGAGGUUCACGGAGGCAAACCGAGACCGCGAGUCGUGUGGUCUCUCGGGUCGCAGAAAAUCGAUGCACCAACGGAGGUUCGAGAAACGCAAGGGCCUGAAGGGGAAAGCAACGUCAUAACGAUAAGCAAUGUGACAGUGAAAGGGCUCACAAGAAGUCAUCAUCAUGCCAAAUUGUCCUGCGAGGCGAGUAACACUCACUUGGCACCACCGCCCAAAACUACUGUCACCAUAGAACUAAACAUGAAACCUUUGAAAGUGGAAAUCUCGGAAAAGAACAAAACUCUUUCGGCGGGGAAUAAAUACGAGGUCGAGUGUCGUAGCACGGGAUCGAAGCCAACGGCGAUUUUGACUUGGUGGAAGACUUCGAAGCAGCUUAAAAAGAUCGUGAAAAAUUUUCAGGAAGGAAGUACGAGCGUAAGCGUUCUCCAUUUGAUACCAACCAUCGAGGAUGACGGCAAGUUUCUCGCAUGUCGUGCAGAGAAUCCAAAAUUACCGGAAGCAGCCAUAGAGGAUCGAUGGAAACUGAAAGUGCACUAUGCGCCUAUUGUCACACUCAAAAUGGGUUCAUCCCUGGAUCCGAAACGCAUUAAAGAGGGUGACGACGUUUACUUCGAGUGCACUGUCAGAUCCAAUCCUAGAGCCUAUAAGCUAACUUGGUUUCAUGAGGAGGAAGAGCUCCAUUACGACGUUACCGCCGGCAUAGUGCUUUCAGACCAUUCUCUGGUACUUCAGAGUAUAACACGAGAAUCCGCUGGGAAAUACACCUGCAUGGCUACCAAUGUCGAAGGUCAUGAGAGCUCUAACAUCGUCAAUCUAGAGGUUAUGUUUUCACCGAUUUGUAAACACGUGUUAAACUUUGGAGGCUGGAGAUAUCAAAACGCGACACCACCACCCUUUAAUGUUCCGGAAGACGUCCAUGGUGCCUUGAAGCACGAAACCAUAAGCUUGGUCUGCGAAGUUGAAGCAAAUCCAACGACAGUGACCUUUCACUGGACGUUCAACAGCAGCGGGGAUCUGAACGACAUUCCGUCCACGAAAUAUACUAGCGAGGGUACGAUAAGCAGACUGAAUUACACUCCGUCAACGGAUAUGGACUAUGGGACGCUUGGUUGCUGGGCAAGCAACGUCGUUGGCCAAUCCAAGCAACCUUGCCUGUAUCAGGUUAUAGCAGCAGGCAGACCUUACCCGUUGCAAAAUUGUACCGCCUACAAUCAAAGCGGCUCAUCAAUAAGGAUAUCCUGCGUGGAGGGUUACGACGGCGGACUACCCCAAAAGUUUAUUGCCUUUGUUGGCAAGCAUAGAUACGAAUCGCUAAGUCCUUAUUGGGAAUUGGAACUACACAAACCAACAACGGUUAUACUUUAUGCGGUGAACGUGAAAGGUUCAAGCGACCCAGUCAUCAUGGAAGAAGUCGCACUGAAAGGCGUAGCAAAAUUUACCGGUAGUGAAUCAGCUUCAUCGGUCGACAUGUCACCGAUUUUGAUCGGACUAGGCGGUACAGCAACUGGUUUGGGACUGAUUGUAACUGGAGUUCUAAUGGCCCUUUGGAGAAGACACGCGGCAACACCCACUAAACCAAAACCACUUCAACAAUCCAGUAUUGCGACAUUUGCAAGCAAAGCUGAGGAAGAGGAUGGAAAUCCUGAUCUAAUACCUACCACUGCCUUGACGCAUCAUUUAACAGAUAGAAAAAUCCCGAUUUGUGGUUCUUUGCCACGACGACCUAGACAAUUAGAGGGUCGAGAAAUGUCACACGAUGUCUUGGAAGACUCAACUUAUCCUCGAACGUCACCUAAUACGUUUUAUAGUCUUCAGAGGCCACAUCGUUAUUCCGAAAGUAUGAGAAAUACGACGAUACAGGAAAGCUGCAUUUAAGAAGAAAAUUUCA
This is a messenger RNA of Polistes canadensis, 3145 nucleotides long. RefSeq names its product nephrin-like. Bases 700 to 3132 code for a protein of 810 amino acids. The record is from RefSeq and is a predicted model, not a curated record. Lineage: Eukaryota; Metazoa; Arthropoda; Insecta; Hymenoptera; Vespidae. The transcript is spliced from 15 exons.